UCAUCUGGAGGUCAGCCACCAUCUGGAGGUCAGCUUCUAUUUGGAGGUCAGCCUCAGUCAUCUGGAGGUCAGCAACCAUCUGUAGGAGGUAAACAGUCAUCAUUUGAAGGGAAUAGUUCACAACAGAAAACAACAGUAACUACACAACCAGGGAGAGUUGAAAUUCCCGUUGUUUUUAUGGGAAAAGAUGAUAACACAAAUGUGCAGAAUAAAUCAAAUGAGGACAAAGGAGAUUCUUCAUCUUUCAAAGAAGAAAACCAAAAACUCAGCUAUGCAGCAGCAGCUGCAUCAAAUCGACCAGUUACAAGGAGUUUAACAAGGACUGCCACAGUUGAAGUGCAUUUCCAUGUCUUGGUGUCAAAAGACCUUGUAAAAAAUCCCAAUGGAGAUUCUGUUUUCAUCUCAUUUCAAGACACAUUUUCUGGCCAAUGGGAUUUACUACGUUACAGAAUGCACCCUAAGGACAUCACAGAAACUAACUAUGUCUACUAUGAAGUUGCCAUUCAUGUACCAAGGAAAGUAGCCCAUCAGACAUUGUAUUAUAACUACUCUGUGUUGCCAGAUGGACUCCAGAGCUGGGAGUGUUUUGAAUUUGUCUAUGAUCACAGAUACAAUUACAGAGCUGCAAGGCAAUUAGUCAUUCCUACAAAUACAGAAUCUUACAAUCGGUUCGAUGGAAUUGUUGUUGGAAUUCCGGAUGAAAGCAGGUACUACAGGUUUCUCAUUGGCACUUUCAAAAGUGAUAAGUAUGAAGAGGAUUUAAACCAUGACAUGGUUUUUGCACUGAAGUAUUUUUUUCCAAAGUGGAAAGGAUUCAUGUUAGGGAAAAACUUGCCCAGUCUUACAUGCAAAGAGGCUGUGGAUUGUGUGGAAAUGAUUCACAGAGGUUUCUGGCUAAACUAUGGAGAACGCUUUAAAAUGUGGAGACAGGAUUAUAUGAAAUUUAAAAGACAUAUUGGCAUGGCCUUCUGGGAUAUGCUGAUGCCAAAAGUUGAAGAGUUUGUGAAAGAAAGAGAGAAAGAUCCAGUUUCAGCAAUGGCCAUUCUGUACAUCAUUGACCGUUUUUCUCUGGACAUAAAACCUGGUGCAUAUUCCCCAUUAUUUGAAGCACUGGUUCAAAAUGACAUAGAUUACAAAGAGGUCAUCAGUAAUUUUGAUGAAAAAAUGUUGAUUCAAUCAAUUGAAAGGCUUGUUGAUAAAUACAAGGAUGCAGACAAUCCAGUCUGGCUUUGUUGUGUACCAUUGUAUCAUUUUGUGACCAAAAAGAUACAUAAACCCUUUGAAAGACUUCAACUUGCAAAGAACCACUCAGCAGAAGUUCCUAAAUGGUGGGGGAUAGAUGGAAUUGAUGGAGCUUUUAAUGUUGUGAAGAAGAAAAGAUGGAAUGCCAAGGCCAUAUUAAGCUGUCUGUGUCCACUUUUUUCCAUGGAUUAUUUGCUGCCGAGAUCAUUUGUGGCAGCAUUGGAUUAUGACCAAUUAAAAGAUGUGGUGCCUUCAGAACUAAUUCCUGUGGAAGUGACGUUAGCAGCAAUUUAUUUUUUUACUAAGUCACAUAGAGUAUCAACAUACAAAGAUGAGGUUUUAAAGGUUUGUUAUGAUACUACUGAAAGACAAAUUAAACAACAGUAUGCAGAGAAUGCUGAAGUGACUGAGGACAUGUUAAACCAUGCAUGGAUGUCUUACCACAUUGCUGCUGAUCUUUUUGAAGCUGUUCUAUACGAGUUCAAAUACAAAAACGGGUUAUGUGUCAGAACAUUCUCAAUCUUUGCUUUGGCUGUAACAUUGUUCGAUUUUCUCAUUCAUAAAAGAGGGAGUGGGGAAGGAAUAAGUACACAACACAAAAGUCUGACUUCCCAUCUAACAGUGCUUCAUAAGCAAAGAGAUGCCUUGAUUCAUUGGUUGAAGCAACAAGCGAUUUAUGCAGACACCAAGAAUUAUUUCAGGACUUGGUCCUGGGUUUUCAAAAUUGAUCUCAAGGAUGGAGAAAUCAAAACUUUAAUAUUUUCUGAAGUGAAGCGUGCUCUUAAACAUGACCUUUCCAUAAGACCAGUUGAAGCUGACCGCUUGUUUGACAUUUAUUGUUCUGAUGAAGAAUAUGCUACGGAAGUGCAAGAUGUGCUGACAGAAGUUGCAUUGAAGGUUGUUGAAAAGGGUUGCAGGUUGAAUGACACAAUUCUUAAUAGUAAAGGUGUGGAUCGAUAUGGAAUUAUUCUAUCCAGACACUUUGAAGCAAUGUGGAAAAAGAAAAGCUCAGAUGGAAGACAGUCCUUGCUGCAGUUCACUUUAUCCUGGCCUUCAUUUUUCCACUUUCUCAAUAUGUUCUAUCACCAGGAAAAGAAGUCCAAACUCCUCUCCAAAGACAGUGGGGGUUUGUUGAUAAGUGCAGCAGGACAAGUGUGGAAUGCAUAUGAGGAGCUACAGACUGGAGAAAUUACUGUCAACAAUUUUCAUCUCGUUCAAGAAAACCAGGAAAACUUCCUCAAAAUCAUAAAGAUCAUGAUUGAAAGGGAUCUGAAAGAUUGUGCCUUCAGUGAAAAUCUUACUGUCUCUUUGAUAGAAGUAAGAGAGAAAGAAAUCACCCAUUUUGAGAGUAUUUUGUGUGAUGUUGGAAUUUUCACAGAAAUGUGUCAGCAUUUUGAAGUGGACACCCUGGCAUAUGAUGAAGCUCUAUCAACAUUCAGAGAUUUGAAGGGACAUAAGAUUUCCAGUCUCUGUAAGCCUGCAACCUUAAAUAAAAUAGAAGAUGUUGAGUCCUAUGUGCCCCAGAUAUGUGCAUUCAGUGUAGAUGAGGAGGUUUUAGAAAUCAUUCCAAAAAUGCUGAAGUGCAGUAAAGGAACCCUCUUCAUGAAACUCUGGGAAAGGAGAGGUAGAAAAUGUGUGCAAGAUAAACAAGGAGUACCCUUGACAACAGAGGAAGUGAUCUCAAUGGUCUGGGAACCAGUUUACGAAAAUCUCCAGAACAUCACAAAGCAAAUAAGAGAUGGCACAAUGCUAUUCACGGUGUUCCAGAAACAUUUUGGGAAAAUGCAUGAUGACAAUUUAGUCAAGGAACUUCAACACUUAUCCCCAGAUGGUGAUAGAGAUUGGAUAGAGAAGAGAAUGGAGCAGAUUCGAGAACAUAGAACAGUCCAGCAGUGUGUUGAAGGAGCCAGUGUUAUCAUGAAUGUAGUGGAGACUUACAGAUUGGAGGGAAAUUUUGAUCAAGUGAAUUUGAUUGUUGAAUUGGCUAGAGGAAAGGAUAUUGCAAUGAACAAACUAGACAAGGAUUUGAUAAAGGCAACUGUGAGUUUGAAAGGAAUGACGAGGGAACAAGCACAUUGUUUGGGGGCAUUUAUGGAUUGUAAACCUCUGGUGGAAUGGAUUAGGGAGUCUAUGAAAUCUCUCCAAGAGUUGAAGGUGUUUGUUGACCUUGCCAGUAUCUCAGCUGGUGAAGGUGACAUGGAGGUCGCCAAGGUCAAAUGUCUUCAUGCUGCAACAACUGGAUAUGCUCCGUUGAUUUUCACCUUGGAUGAAAAAUGUGACUCAAAGAUGUUCCUAGAGAAAUGUGAACUUGUAUGGAAAGAGCUGGCCUCAGAUCCAAAAUUACCGGAAAAGUUGAUUGACACAAAGAGACAGUUGGAAUGGCUCAACAGUGUGAAAUCUGCCCAGGGUUCAGUGGAGGUGACAUCAAUGAGACAAGCAGAGGCCAUCAACUCUGUAGGAAUAUACAUGGUGGGAAAGAUUGAUGCAAAUCUACACAAGGAAAAACCUACAUUGGAGGAUGUACUACAGCUGCAUGUUCAGGAGGACAAUGAAGGUUCUAGGCUGAGGAAGAAAUACAAGUAUAAAGAGCUACAGGAACUCCAGAGUAAACUCAUGCUGGUGGCUGGCAAGGCAGAGAUGGGAAAAGAUGAUGUGGAAAGAUUUACUAGUGUUUUUGAUGCUGUUGUACGACUUUGCAAUGUGUACAUCAAACUUGUGUCCUCUGGUUGUGUGCUGUUCUCAAAUUGGCAGGCCAGAUUUCUUUGUGACCCUGAAAGGAGAGUGUGUGCCUUUGUCAAAUUUGGAAGUGGGGAGGGGUGCACCCAGUUAAAGGGAAGAAAAACUGAGGAGGAAGAUGUCAGCACUAUAAUUCCUAGACUUGCCAAAUUCAUGGAAAACUGUUUGGAAAAAUGGCUAAAAUAUAUUGACCAGAAAAGGGAUGAGUAUCACCACCUAAAUUUUUUCACUAUAGACCAAAUGGUGAUUUUGCAAAGGGAGCUGGUUUUAAUGGGAGGUGAGGUAGAACCAAAUGAUUUUAUUUACCCAUUGUUAUCAAUUGUCAAACAUGACUGUACAAAGAUGGAUUUGAUUGGUGCCCUGAAAAAGGCCAAAGGUGAUGUAUCCCAAAAAGAGGCUGAACAGGAAGUUGAAAUGACAGAAGAUGAGGUGGAAGACGCAGGUGAUUCAGAUGAUGAAAGCCAGACAAAGGCCAUUGCAAAAUUCAUUUCAGCCAUAAUGGAUUCUGGUUACUCUGAGAAGCUAGCCAGAGAAGCUUUGAGAAAGGGCAUGAUUGAUCCUGAAGAAAUUGAUGAAGGUAUAGUGUGGUGCAUGGAGCAUGAGGAUGAGGCAGAGAUGGAGGUAGAAGCUAGUGAGGAGCAGGUAGAAGUGGUUGUUGAGGACUACGAGGGCUGGACAAAAUCUGACAAGUCUAUCUCCACUAUGACCCAGAAUAUCCUGUCUGAUCUCCAGUACAACAAGGACACCGCAGCAGACACCCUUAUUCCAGACCUAGAACAGUUGUGGGAGGAAUUCUUAUCCUCCAUUUCUUCCAGUGUGUCAGACUAUCUCAGUGUGGAACAUCUGGGGAUCAUUCUCAGGAGACUCACAGAAACUGAAACAUUUUGUGUUCAACGCCCUUUCCUACCUUGCUUUGAGAGAGGUGUUCCAAAUCUGUUACUCUGUCCCCAAGAUGAGAUUUUAAAUACCGUGCUGACAAUAUACAGCCAUGAUCCGGACCAGCCUCUUCCUCAGUCGGAUGAGAUCCUGAUGUGUACUCCACACACCACUCUGGAUGAGGUGGAGAUAUUUUGGAGGAGAGCUGUACUAGACACAACAGACAGAAUCCAUUGUUUGGUCAAUGGUGACCUUCUGGAUUAUGAAGUCAGUGAUAAAGGGGAAAGAAGACUGGAACAUCACAUGCAGAAAGCUGUAGAACUCGAAAUUCCCUACAAACUAGUGGUAGUCUGUAGCACAGAGAGGGAGUAUCACUCCAGAAUUGUGGCAGCUUUGGACAAAUACAGACGCCCCCCUCUUCCUCUGAUGACACAUGACAACAUGACAAAAUAUAUCAAAGAUAAGCUGACGUUUGACAUCAGGAGACCAAGUGCUACCCCUGCAGCUGAAGCUGACUUUGAACACUGCACAGUCAGAGUGGUGAAAUCAUGGAGAGCUGGAGUUGGGAAGAGUUUACACAAGAAAAGAUUGGCUGAAAAACUCCAUGGUCUACACAGUGGAGUGAUCAGAAGCAAAAAGGCAGUGGUGUCUCUCCCGUUACACGAGAGGGAAAUCACCAUUGAUGACAUCAUGGGUGUUCUCCUGGAGAACACAUUGCAUCCUGGGAAAAUAGAACCAAGGCUGUUCCACAUUGAUCUUUCUCAUGAGGUCCAGGAUGGAGUGGACUACCUGUUGUUCCAGUUACUGAUCCUGGGCUGUCUGACCAACAGUACUGGACAUGUGUGGAGGAAGCUGCCCUAUGACCUUUACAUCGUGGAGACCAUGCCACUACUGGCCAGGGACUUUCAAGAACAGAGAGGCUAUAUAAAAUGCAUGCAUAGAUGCCUGGACAUUCUUCCUGAUGUGACCUGUCGAUCUCCUCAAGAAAGUCUGAAGAAAUACCAAGGAAAUGCUCCAGAUAUUGGACAGCAUGACUUACUGUUUGACCGGAAGGAGUUUGAGAGCAAUGUUUUCCAGAGGCCGUUCCAGUAUCUGUACAGACUGGACAUGAAUCGAGGCUUGGGGGACGUAAAUUUGAGGAGGACAGAGGGAAACCCCCAAACCUGUCUACAGACACUGCUCAAACACUGUGGUAUCAGAGAUCCCUCUUGGGCUGAGCUGCGUCAUUUUGUCUGGUUCCUUAACACUCAACUGGUGGACUUUGAGAACUCAGCCUUUGUGAGUCUGGCAGCUGCUGAGGAUCUACCGGGAUUUUCACAGUUUGUCCUAAGGUUCCUCAUCCAGAUGUCUAGGGACUUUGCGACCCGCUCCCUGAAUAUGAGUGAGGAGUCCCCCAUACAGAUGUUACAGAGGAUGGACACUGAGGAGGAGGAGGAGGAAAAUGAGGAGGAUGUGCUUCGUCAGUUUCAGCUCAGGAGGACGUGGGAGAGCAGUCCCCAUCCUUACUUGUUCUUUAAUCCUGAUCAUCAUUCCAUGACGUUCCUGGGAUUUAACAUAGAGAGACAGUCUGGUAACCUGAUAGAUGUACAGACAAACGCAGUGUUGGAAAGGGGAAUCAUGCAGAGAAAUCUACAGGAUGCCCUCAUCAGAAAUAGGGUCCCUAUCAAUGAAAACUUUGACAGUCUACCAAGAGAUCAGAAGUUGUUUAAGCUGUGCAGUGUGAUGGGUGUGGAAGAUGUAUUUGAUCCUGACCCGACCUAUGAACUUACAACAGACAAUGUCAAGAAGAUACUGGCCAUCUACAUGCGCUUUAGGUGUGACAUUCCUGUGAUAAUCAUGGGAGAGACAGGCUGUGGCAAGACCCGUCUUGUGAAAUUCAUGUGUCAGCUUCAGUGUCCUAUUGGGGUGGAGGUCCAGAAUAUGAUCCUUAUGAAGGUUCAUGGAGGCACACGUAGAAGUGAUAUCAUCAGGAAAGUGCUGGAUGCUCAGAGAAUAGCUCAGGAGAACACAGCUAAUUAUGGACAGAGACUGUAUACUGUGUUGUUCUUUGAUGAGGCCAACACCACAGAGGCUAUAGGUCUAAUCAAGGAGAUUAUGUGUGACCGCUCAAUGGAGGGGGAACCACUCAAACUCUGUCAGACACUGAAAAUUGUGGCUGCUUGUAACCCCUACAGAAAGCAUUCUGAGGACCUGAUCAAGAGACUAGAACAAGCUGGACUGGGUUACCAUGUGGAUGCUGAUAAAACAACAGACAGAAUGGGUCGAGUUCCCAUGAGGAGACUGGUAUACAGAGUGCAGCCCCUCCCCCAGAGCAUGCUACCCCUGGUCUGGGACUUUGGACAACUGGACACCAAUGUGGAGGAAAUGUACAUCAAACAGAUGGUUCUUAGAUAUAUUCGAGGAGGGAAACUGCCAAAUGAACCAAAUUUAGACACAACAGUCAGUCAUAUUCUUACAUCAGCUCAGGAAUUCAUGAGGAGACAACAGGAUGAGUGUAGUUUUGUCAGUCUGAGAGAUGUGGAGAGAGUCCUAGAGGUGAUGAGCUGGUUCUACAGACAGAGUCAGGGGGAGACAGAUCUGUUUGAUCUGAUGGAGGAGGAGGAGGCAGACUCAGAAGAAGAGGAGGAAGAAGAAAUGGAGGGCCAGGUGCUGGCUGAGCCUCAGCCUCAGACUGUCAAUGAUUUGACAAAGUCACUUGUUCUGGCUCUUGGAGUGUGCUACCAUGCUUGUUUGAAAAACAGAGAGGAUUUCAGAAAAGAAAUGGUCAAUGAGUUUAGACCUCCCUGUAUCCUUCCAAAAGGAGGUGGUGAAAGAGGGGCUGAACAAAUGUUGGAUAUUAUUACCAGAUGCCAAAAUGUUUUCUUGGAGAUUGAUAACUUGGGAGCCAACAUUGCCAAAAACCAGGCUCUGAGAGAGAAUGUGUUUAUGAUGGUGGUGUGUAUAGAGCUGAGAAUCCCUCUUUUCUUGGUGGGAAAACCUGGCAGUUCCAAAUCUUUGGCUAAAACCAUUGUAGCUGACGCCAUGCAGGGAAAUGCUGCUCACACAGAGAUCUACAGGAACUACAAACAGGUCCAGAUGGUGUCCUUCCAAUGCAGCCCUUUGUCUGUGCCAGAGGGAAUUGUGGGUACUUUCCGUCAGUGUGCCAUGUACCAGAAAGACAAAGAUCUCAAUAGAUUUGUCUCGGUUGUUGUACUGGACGAGGUGGGACUCGCUGAGGAUUCUCCCAGAAUGCCUCUGAAGACAUUGCAUCCUUUGCUGGAAGAUGGUUGUCAAGGUGAUGAACAACCAGAGGAACAUAAAAAAGUAGCCUUCAUUGGGAUUUCUAACUGGGCUCUGGAUCCUGCCAAAAUGAAUCGAGGGAUCCUUGUACAGAGGGAGGUUCCCGACCUUGAAGAGCUCAUAGAGAGUGCAGAAGGAAUAUGCUCAAGUAAGAAAAGAAUAAGCAAGAUGAUUACACCACUGAUCAAGCCCCUGGCAGAGUCCUAUCUACAAGUGUUUAAAUCUGUCAUCGCAAAGAGGGAGUUCUUUGGAUUAAGGGAUUUCUACAGUUUAAUAAAAAUGGUGUACAGUUUUGCUGAGAAGAACAACAAGAAGCCCACCUGGUUGAUGCUACAACACUGCAUCAAGAGAAACUUUGGGGGAUUUGAACACUCAACUAACCAAGAUCCCCUGGAUGUUUUCUCUCAGCUUCUUACAACUGUGGAAAAAAUUAAAAUUCCUUCACCAGGAGAUCCUGACUGUACACCUGCUGGUCUCAUUGAAGCUUGUCUUCAAGGUGACGGAGUAGACAGUGAUACACGGUACCUGCUAUUGCUAACAGAAAACUAUGGAGCUUUGACAGUUUUACAACAAAAGAUCCAGACUAUGAAGAAUGCCAUUACAAUAUUUGGUAGCAGUUUUCCUAGUGAUCAAGAGUACACACAGGUUUGCAGAAAUAUCAAUCGCAUAAAAGUCUGCAUGGAGACCGGAAACACGGUGGUCCUUCUUAACUUGGAGAAUCUUUAUGAGAGUCUGUAUGAUGCCCUUAAUCAGUAUUAUGUCUACUUUGGAGGAGAAAGAUAUGUAGAUCUUGGAUUGGGAACUCAUCGUGUCAAGUGUAGAGUUCACAAGAAUUUCAGGUUGAUAGUUGUAGCAGAGAAGGAGGUUGUGUACAGUAAGUUCCCCAUCCCUCUGAUCAACAGACUGGAGAAACAUUUCCUCAACAUUUCCACCAUGUUGUCCCCAGUCCAAGUCGGGCUGGCUCAGAAGUUAGAGAAGUGGGCAGAACAGUUUAUCAAGAUAGCAGUACCAAUGUUUAGGAACCCAAGAGAGAAGGCAUCAGAGUAUAAGAUAGGAGAUGUUUUUAUGGGAUUCCAUGCUGAUACUUGUGCUUCAAUAAUCCUUCAUGUCUGCCAGAGAUUCAGUGAUGAUGACUUAGAAGGCAUGGAACAAGAGGUGAUCCAAGCUGCUAAAGAAGUCUUGCUGUGGUGUGCCACUCCUGACGGUGUAUUGAGGACCAAAAAUAAACUUCCUCAACGGGAAUUUGAAUUUGUAGAGAACACUUACUGUGAAAAACAGAAGCAUGAUAAUUUACUGUAUUAUCUUGACCAGAAGAUUAGGAUGGAAGAUAGUGAUGGACUAUAUGCUCAGGUGACCACCAACUCAAAGCUGAUCACCACAGUAGAUGUAGCAGAGCUUUCUCAGUACCUCCACAUCCCUCACACACAGAUCACACUCCUCACUCUACAGUCAUUUGAUACAGAGCAGCAGUUCUGUAGACAAGUCAAACAAAGCUUUGAGAGAGACUUAGAUGCUGAGUCUCUGUUGAUUGUACAGUGUGACAGUGGAAACGAGAAUGCUAGCCUUGUGGCCUGUGCCCAGUAUUCUGUGUUAGAUCAGCUACAACAGCUGGAGGAGGAGAAGACAGGGAAGACACACAUUGUCUUCAUCAUCCAUCUCCCCAGGGUGGCAGGUGGAGGAUUCACUGGAUUCCAGUGUGGUCUAUGGCACUCUGUCCACAUAGAUGACCUUCGACCAGAUGAUGAUAAAAUGCCCAGUUUUCUGGACCUGAGGAAUAAGAGUGUGGGAACUUUACUAGAAAGAGCUGUUAGCUCCUCUAAACCCAGAGACACUGAAGAAAUGGACUGGGAGGGGAAGCUAGAUCAUGAUCAACAGGAAACUGAGGACAUAGAAAUGAAGGAUCAGGACGUGUAUCCACAUGACUUUGGCAGCAUGAUGGAGCGUACAGGACAAGUCCAUGUGGAGAAGAAGGUGGAUAUUCCGUUUUUCAUUAAACUUACAGCACAUCCUGCCCUGGCCAUGGUGAAAGAUCCAGCUGGGGACUCAGCAAGGACAACAGAAAGAGUGAAAAUUCUGUUAGCACUUCUACAUCAGGAAACAAAGGAAAAAGUGACAUUCAUGAAAGGAGUAGGGCGCCACCUAGCGGCUCUGAUGAAGGAGAAAGAGGAGACCAUGGGGCAGUCUGCUGAGAGUUGGUUGUAUUCAGAGGCCACCAACAGGGACUGUAUCAACAGGGCAGGAACAUUCAGAAAAGCUCGAAACCAGUGUAUCAUUGAGAAAUUGUCCCCCAUCUUGGCUGGCAUUAUUGCACAAGUGGACACCAACAGUAACCUUGACCUUUUGAUUAAGACUGACUCAGACACCUGGGAGCACAGACUUUGGCUGGAGAUCAUUAAUGACCCUUCAGCUACACAGAUUGAGUAUUCCAUGAUUGUGUCCCCCAAAAGACAACAGGAACUUCCAGAGGUGAUGGUGAGGGGGACGGGUUGUGAUGGACAGAAAUUUACAGCACAGAUGCCAUUCUCCUGGCUGAUCUACAAACUGAUUGACCGAACCAUGAGGACUUCACAAGAUAUUGAAAAACCUGAAACAAUUCAAGAAUUGGUCAAAAGGGUAGCAAAUGUCAUAGAGAACACACCUAUUGGAAAAGUGAUUCAAAAGUGUCUAAGUGAAGCCAAGGUGCUUGAAUUUGUGAAGCCAUAUCUCGGUGAUUUUGUUCAUAUGGUAUAUCAGGUAACCAGUGUGGAGGAACAUGGGCUUGUGUGUGAAAAUUUACUGAAUAGAAUGAAUAUGGACUUCAGAGAAGGACUGCAGAGUGUUGUGAUGAACUUUGUAGCAAUACAUGCUGUACACAAUAAAUCUGUACCUCGUCUGAGGAAUUUUGCCAGCAUUACACGAGUGUGGCCUGAGUGUAGUGCCAAAAUCAUUGAGUUCCAGCAGAAAAGUGCUCAAUUCUACUUAGUCACUGAUGAAGAACUGACCCUGGAUAUACUUGGCCUCUACCUGUUGUUGCAAUCAUUGGAGCCUGGGAAGGACUCACUAAAUGACUACAGGGGCAGACAAUACUGGCAGAAACAGGUGCUCAAGUACCGACCAGUGGUGGAGAGGAUUCUGGGACAGUUUGUACAGGAAGUGGAUCCAUCAGGAGUGGAGGAGUUUGGGAGACGGUGUAGGGAGGGAAUUAAGGAGGCCGGACACCAAUGGACCAAGGUUAUAGUCAUGAAGCUUUUUCUUCAGCAUGUCUGUGCUGAGGACACCACUAUACCAGUGGAGAGAUGCAAGACGCUAUGGGUGAUGCUCAAAGAUAAUGUAGACUUCAAGAACAUUGAAGCUUUGGAGAAGGUGGAGAAAUUCCUAAAAAUGUGCAUGAAAAAGGCAGUCACCACAGCAUUUGGGAGGCUGGAUAGUUGUAAAGCCUGUGAGAGUGAGAUCACAGAGAGACCUAUACAACUCCCCUGUAAGGAUGUCAUCUGUAUCAAGUGUUACAACGAUAUGAAGAUCUUAGGGGCCGGGGAAUGUCCUGUCUGUCAUGAUGAAAUUCCUGAUCACUUUAAUCCCCAUCAAGACAACACCAAAAACCUUAAGCUCCACCAAUUAAGGGUUUUCCAAAGACACUGUAACAGUUUCUUCAUGGAUCUGGUGUCCCAGCUGUGUUUCACUGAUGAUGAGCCACCGUCCAGUCACGUGGUUCAGAAGCUGAUGUCUUACAUCACGACCACAGCUAGACGAGGACAGGGAGGAAGAAUGGCCAGUAAAGAGUUGUCAGUGUUUGAGGAAGGCAUUGAUCCUACACCAGUCCUACGAUCCUUCCUCCUACAACAUCUUAUAAGGACCAGCUCUGGAGAAGUAAGCGAGUGUCUACAGAUUUAUCUGGAUCAAGUGGAGGAGCUGAUGUCCCUCAAAGAAAAUGAAGACAAAAUGAUAGAACUCUCUCUGUUGGUCAUUAAUUGUCUAGAGGACUCCCUGCAUCAAGAGGUUACCAAAAAUGCAGACCCUGAAAAAUCUAAAAUCAAGAUGGCUACCCAGAUGCUUCAGCACAAUGUCCACCUGGUGAUGAAGGAGGGUUUGGAUGUGGAGAAGUUGUAUUGUAUGGCUGAGACCAGGUUUGGCCUGAUUGUUGUGGCAGAGAUCCUCCACAAGUUGUUAGUGGAGAGGUCAAUAAAGGGGGGACAGAGUAUCAGAAGACUUUUAGAAGCUGCUGGUAGGCUGUGUGAUGAAUGCGGGUCAAAGCAGCCAAAGUUGUUCCUGAUCAAACAUCUCUGUCGAUGCUUUGGGUUGGAGACCUAUCAAAAAGUCUGCAAGACAAGUGAUGCUGCCACAGUUCGAUGGUUAAGUGUUCCAGAACUCCAGAAAAACGAGAUUGUUGAGUGCAGUGACAGGUUUAUUGUGUGUGGAGACCAGUACAAAGCACUGAGAGAGAAAUUGACCCAGGCAGCACUAGGACAGAACAUGGAGUUAUUCAACACUGCUAUAGAGAGUGUCAGGGUACCUGAUUUCCAGAAAAGAACACUGACUGUCCUGGCUAUUCUUAGGGAAAUAACCAUGUCUUAUUUGUACCCAGAAAACAAGAGAAGAGUUACUGCAGCUGCUAUUGAGCUAUUACACCAGUUUAUGGCACAACAUCCUCUGUUUGCAAAUCAGGUUAAUCUUCCUGAAGCACUCUGUAGAAAUGCUCUGUGGAGGAGAAACCCUCAUCUGACUGUUCAGGAGGGAAUGGAACUCGGACAUCAGAGUACGGUGUGUCUGUUGAACCACUUCUUUAUCACACUGUUACAAAUCCCUGAGGAGAGGACACUCAUAGAACCCCUCAACAAACUGGUUCAACAACCACAGGACAUGCAGAGAGCUUUUCUGCCCACCAUGCCACAGGAUGAUGUGGCAGAAAUCAAGGAGGCACUGCUGGCUGCCAGACAAGGAGGCGAUGAAAAUCCUGUUUUUUAUCGUUGCCCCAAUGGUCAUCCAUAUGUAAUUGGAAAUUGUGGUCGUCCGUAUUAUAAAGGUCGUUGUAAAGAUUGCGGAAUGGAGAUAGGAGGUGAAGGUCACAAACUUUUAGCCACCAAUCAGUUGCAUGAUGGGUUAGAUCAGACUGCCACUGGUCAUAUUUUGGGUCGAGCAGAGGGGAGACAACCCGUGGCCAGUCCUGAGAGAAGUCUGUCUCCCAUUGAGUGUGCCAUAGUCAGGCUCUUUACUCACAUGGCCAUGUACCUAGGAGCCAAUGUCAACUUACAAGCUAUACACAGCAUAAUAAAACCAGACUUGGAUCCAGCAGUAGUCCUGCCAUUCUUGUGGGCACACAUAGAGAGAGAUCUCGUCACUAUCCAGAAAGCCAUAGGAAAAAGCGUGGACGAUGUCUAUAUCCUGAUACAUAGAAUUUGUAAUGACAUCAUGGAGAAACACAGAAACACUCAUUUAAACCAAGAAAUAUGCAUCUUGGCAAAUAAAAACAGCAGGAAAAAAUGGGAAGAUGAUUUCACCAAGACUUAUCUAUCUCCAGUUCUUCAGGAAAUGGAUGGCUAUCUGAAAUCUGUGAAUAAACAGCUUGCUAAUGACCAGAGACUUGGUUCAGACCCUUUGCUGUGUUUGUUAUUUGAGAUGGACAUUCCCUCUGAACAUUCCUCACCGAGCACUCUUCACAAUGUUCAAGCUGUGUGGCGCUACCGAUCACAGAUAACCAUGGACCACCUACUACACACCUUACAAGUACAGAGCAGGGCUCAUCAAGUCCUCCACAUGUUUUUACAAGAGGAACACCACCUGAGAGCUAUUCGCCUGGUACCAAACAUCCUAAAGUUGCAGAGGAUGCUGAUACAGAGAUACCAGAGGAAGCUGGACAGAGCAGAGGCCACAACAAUAACAAUUGAGGACAUGAUACAGUCUUAUGAAAACGAGGGAAGAGCAGAAGAGAUAAAGAAUUUGGUAAGGGACUUCAUUGAGGCGUGGCAGUGUGUGCGAGAACAACUUAUAACGUUCACUUUUCCCACCCUGGAAGGACUAGGUAAGGUCCCUAAGGAGUACUGUCAGAAGCCGAUUACUGAGAGUCACCCCGUAUCUGUAUUGUUACCGACCUUCAGGGAUGCCGGACUCUGCUCCUAUGGCCUCCUGUACUUCUUACUGAAGAAACAAAAUAACUUCCUUCAGGAGUACUGCAAGAAAAAAAGAAUGCAGUACACUCAACUGCCCAAGGUUCAGGUGAAUGAUGUGACCUCAGCCCACCUCAUCAGCUAUCACCCAGACAGAGAUAUCCUCCCCAUGGUCAUGGCCAACUGUCAUUACACCUUUGAGGUCGGUAAAGGAACCAAGAUAGAUUACAACUUUGGUGACUUGGAGCGCCAGCUCAUGGACCGAUUCCUUUUCUCCAAGUCUGUCAUUGACAUGCCUGUUUAUGAGUUUGAGAUGAUGACAUACAGAUCAGAGACAACAAAUGCAGUGGUGUUUAGACAUCUCAGGCAGAAAAUCAAACAGGAACCUUUGACCCCAGCAGUAGCCAAUCAGAUUAGUGAAGAGAUUAGAGCUUACCCAGACCUCUGUCAAACUCUUGAUAAGCUUGACAUUACCAUCAGCUUCCUGAAAUCUGUAGGGGGUGAUGCUAACAUGUCCUUGGAGAAAUUUAUGACCCAGACUCUUAAAAUGGAAAAUCCUUUCCCCAGUCAAAAGGCAAGAUCUUCCUGUGUGUGUAAACAUGCUCAGUCACUCUGGAUUACAUUAGCAAUGGAGAAAACCAAGAGACAAGCAUCACACAAAGAGGAUGCCUUUGAGGGUGUGGCCAGUGAGUUGAGGGUGGACCUCCACCCUGACCAGCGGGACAUCAUCACCAUGUUCUGUGAGGAACUCUCCAUAGAGAGGCUAGAACUCCUGCUGGAGACCCUGUUUGAGUGUAUCAUGUUGACCAUCACAGUUCCCAAAGGAACAGAUGAUGAUGAUUUAGACAUGUCCAAACUGAGCCUAAGAGACACAAUGAUUGGAUAUUUGUCAGCACCUCAAUAUGACCUUGACCUGACCUACCCAGGAUGGAUGACUGACCUGGUGGGAAGAAUCCCCAAUGAAGGAGAAAACUUCACCAAAAUCAUGAACAACCAAGCUGUAGAUGUGUGGCUGUUUUUGUAUGCCAUCUACUCUCAAAAACAAAGUGAAAGGAGAUAAAAAGUGUAAAAGUGUAUGUUGUACGACAGAGUGAAAAAUAGAGGAAAAUAAACUUCUGGUUUUGGAUGUAACAUUUAUUUUAGAUAACAUGUAUACAUAUACAUGCAGAAAAGGUGACUUUCAGACAUGUUUAUCUUGAGUAUAAGACAUCAUUUAAAUGAUACCAUGCAUGCACAAUUUAAGUACUAAUGCAUAUCAAUUCAUUUCAUGAACAUUGCCAUAUUAAAGAAAAGCUUUGUUGUGAACACAAGUUUCUUUGUGAUAAUUAAAAAACACAUUUGUGCCAAUUAAUUUUUGUACCUGCAUUAGAAUCAUUUUAUAUGCUUUGACAAGUUUUCUCUGAUGACAUUUGAACAUAUUUUAUUGUAUAGAUAUGAUACAGUUUGAACACAGUUAUGUUCUAACGAAAUGUCUAUAGAAAAACUUUGAUAUACAAACUGGUUUUUAUACAUUAUA
Messenger RNA from Saccostrea echinata, 15729 nucleotides. Its product is annotated as E3 ubiquitin-protein ligase RNF213-like. NCBI's taxonomy places the organism in Eukaryota, Metazoa, Mollusca, Bivalvia, Ostreida, Ostreidae. Gene Ontology annotation, molecular function: ubiquitin-protein transferase activity; ATP hydrolysis activity. The record is from RefSeq and is a predicted model, not a curated record. The transcript has 91 exons. The coding region runs from base 178 to 15273 and encodes 5031 amino acids.